Messenger RNA from Bipolaris oryzae ATCC 44560, 786 nucleotides. RefSeq lists its product as uncharacterized. The transcript has a single exon. The record is from RefSeq and is a predicted model, not a curated record. Lineage: Eukaryota; Fungi; Ascomycota; Dothideomycetes; Pleosporales; Pleosporaceae. Bases 1 to 786 code for a protein of 261 amino acids.
AUGUGCGCUUUCAAGCUAAGUAAUCAUAGUAUUGUGGCAGUCCAUGGAAUCAAUGGCGAGCCUUUUACGACCUGGACCGAUGCUGGCGGAAGCGGCAAUCUCUGGCUUCGAGAUUUUCUGCCAAAGGCGAUACCAUCAUCUCGAAUCUUUACUUUUGGAUAUACCGCAGAUUUCUUCUCACGCAGCGACAUGAAUAUUCUCGAUUGCGCACGGAGCCUACUCGCUGGACUAGACUCGCAGCGAACUGAUGGUGACGAACUGCGUCCUCUAGUGUUCAUUGGCCACAGUCUUGGUGGCUUAGUCAUCAAGGCAGCCUUGCUGGAGGCUAAAGAAAAGGAAAAUCCGACAUGGGAUGCUGUCCGUCAUGGCGGUGUCAUGUUCAUGGGUGUGCCACAUGAUGGAGCGAAACUGGCAAGUUUUGCAAGCAGCGUGAGCAUGAUCGCCAAUAUCUACUCGUCGACGAAUACAAAGAUGUUGAAGCAGCUCAAAUCAGAUUCUCGCGACUUGUGGGAGCUCUCGCGGCGCUUUGGCAACAUCCAGAAAUAUCUGCGCUUAGUUUCUGUUCUUGAAGCUGAGAGGACCGUGUCUGGGUCAGGAAGGGGAAGCAUCAAGGUCGUGCAUGACGAUUCCGCAAGGCUGAACCUCGGAGAAGAUGAGUACAAGAUUGACGGCUCUGACCACAGUACGGUAUGUAAAUUCGGGGAUGCUAACAACCCGGAGUACAUCAAGGUCCAGAACAGCUUGAAGAAGUUGACACAACCUACUCAACCCGUAUCGCGUACGUAG